This is a messenger RNA of Dreissena polymorpha, 3252 nucleotides long. RefSeq lists its product as uncharacterized. The record is from RefSeq and is a predicted model, not a curated record. The transcript is spliced from 7 exons. NCBI's taxonomy places the organism in Eukaryota, Metazoa, Mollusca, Bivalvia, Myida, Dreissenidae. Bases 759 to 2027 code for a protein of 422 amino acids.
ACCGCGACAUUUGCGUCUAUUUUUAGCUCUGGAAAAUCCGGCCAAAACACAUCUAUACUAUAGUUUUUAUUUUAACACCGCCACUGACCAUUUGGUACACCCAUGAGGUCACGUGUUUGACGUUUUGGUAUUGGGGAAACCUACUGCCCAAGUUCCGUGACAGUAUGAUGUUCUUAGACUGUUUACAAUGUCUAUCGACUGCAGAAGGAGCUUCGAGUCAUGGAGGGUGUAUCCAAGGGUUCACUACUUCAGGAAACGUUUCUUGGAUUUGUAUCCUCGAUUCCAAAGAGUAAUUGAACUUUGCACAUCCUUAGAUGAUUUCAAUAUUCUAAUGCCAAAUACAUACUGUAACUAAAAUGACAAACAUUCAAAGUCGGACAGAGUAUCCAUCAUGGAGUGUGUACCCCAGGGUUCAAUACUUCCGGAACCGCUUUCUGUGUCUAUAUCCACGAUUUAAAAGAACAGUUGGAUCUGUAGAGUUGAGGAUAAAAUCUGAUCUAGAUGCAAUAUACAGUUUGUUUCACGCUGACCUUGAAAUGAAGGUUAUUGCAAACUCUGCAAUCCGAAUAGAAAAUUGUAUUGUCGACCGAUCAUCACUACCGAGGUCAACUAAAGAAAGCGUUGAUAAGAAGGGCGAGAAAACGCAAACACUACCGAGGUCAACUAAAUAAAUUCUGGAUCAGAAGAGCGAGAAAACGCGAGUGUACCUGUGCUGUAUUCGUGGAUAUGGCGCUAAUGACCCUCAAUUCAGCAAGAGUAUGACGGAUAUUCUAGACGAAUUAAACAACGAACGCGCUUCGGAACGAUGUCACUUAAUCUUUGCCUUGCAUCUAGACAAGUUGCCGUCAACGGAAGAACGUAGACAACUUCAAAACGAUCUGGAUAAACGCUUGAAAUGGCAUCCAAUAAGAUGGGAUCAGUCAUUGUCAGUGGUGUUCGGAAAAGACAACACAGUACUUCCAAUAGCCGUUUCAGAUUAUUUUGAGAAACUAUUGCUUGAAGUGUUUUCAGAUAUAGUCGGCUGCCUGAAAUUGUUCAUACCAGAUUCAACAUGGGGCAAAACGACUACACAUUUUGAUUUGGCGAAAUACGUAUGUACAUACAGAACACGUAAAUCAAUCGCGACUUAUAUAAGGUCCAUGGAGAUGACGACUUCGUCUUUAACCAUCCCUCCAGAGACAAUUCAACGCGACAGUUUGUUGAGUCUGGCAAGGCUGAUAAAAUGCCUAGUUCUUUUUCCGUGUUAUGAGCAUCUCUCUAUACCGUCAGACGUUUUACAGGAAAUUAUUGUCGGGGCUCAAUUCGAAGACGAAUUCAUACAACGAAUAACACCUGCAACUAAACAUACACUUUUAAACAUUAACACAAAUAAGCAAGAAGUGACUAAAUUGAAAUUCAUUUACGAUGAUCGAAAUCAAUAUUCCGACUUAGUGAAAUCAAUAAUUCAAGACGUAUGGCCUCUCAUUCAAAAGCUGGAAAACGAAUAUUCCAAAAGAUCAACAAUUUGCAAGCAGAUGUUGUUUGAGGUUGCACAUUACCUUGAGCAAGGUGCUUCUGAAAAGAAGACUGAAAAGCAAUUGGAGGCUCCAGCGGUACCUUCACAUCUACGAGAGGAAAUUUUACGUGUAAAGGGCGUCUAUUGUAUUGGAACAGUCUACAACGAGUUCACUGUGUUUUUACACCAAGAAGCCGAUAAGGAGCUCGAGAAUCGUGUUCGUAGCGAAAUAGAUUCAAUAAUAAAAAUGCAUAAAAUGCAUUUCGAGUAUUUGAUUGAGAAGAUAAUAAAAACACCCAUCGCACUCGCAAAUCGAUAUGCGACGCAAAUUGAAAACGGAAACGUCAUACGUUCGCCAGGGUCCGCAACUGAGUUUCGAUAUGGUACACUCGGGUCGUUUGUUAAGGGUUCGGAUGACAAAAUGUACGCGAUAACCUGCGCUCAUGUUGUAAGUCAUCCAGACAAUGACUUAGAUGUUUUCAUUACAGAAAGAGAAAGAGCUGAUGACUUCAGAUUGUUUGCAAACAGUUAACCACAUUUAACAGUAUGUUUGACUGAAACGUCAUAUAGCCUCAUUGACGUUGCAGCAUUGACAUUAAAACCCGACAUUGAACAACAGUGCGAAACACAAUUGAUAGAUGAGAACGGAAUAAUUAGACCAUGGCAUAUUUGGAACGAAAAUGAUUCGAACGAAAGCGAUAACAGCAUUUUAUACAACAUUGUGUACAAAUAUGGCGGAUUCUCAAAUCUGACUCAUGGAAUAAUUGUAUCGGCGGACAUUGAGAUACCACAACCUGCCCUGCUUGCUGCUGCGGUCCAACUACAAGCCCCUAACGGCUACCAGAUUAUGAUAGGUGAAUUGCCAGGGUCAGAUGGUAAUAUCGGACAGUUUGCACGACCGGGUGAUAGCGGUUCAAUUGUUUGCAAAACGCGUUUAGUUGCUAAUGCGCGAUUGUUGAACAAUGACAAUGAAGCACGCAUAACAGCUAUAUCAAUGAUACAGGGUGGUGACUCGGAAAUUGAAGGACAAGUGUCGAACCAAACAUUUUCAUUUAGAUUAAAGCCUGGAUUGCAGUUGUUGACGGAUAAGUCUGGUGUGCAAUUUGGGCCAACAUCUUAAUUGUACUGUCAAAUCAUAUACCAAAAUGCCUACAUGCAUUGUAAGCUUGUGGUUAUGUCUGAUGUCACUUAUUUGUAGGAAAUGCGUAUCAUUUCUUUUAUGACAAUUAGUAAGAUAAUUUGUAUUAAAUUGAAAUUAAAAACUUUGAAGAAAAUAACUUAUUUGUACAUUAUGUUAACGCUAUAUAUGAGUAUUGAUUUGUUAUCAUAUAAGUUUGUUUUAGAUAAUUAGGAAUUGUACGUUUGUUUUAUUAUCACACAACAUAAAAAAGAUUUAUACAGAACCAUCAGUUGUAAAUGUAUUCACUAUUUCUGGAGGUGUGAAAAUCGAUUUCAUGCACAGAUAUACAACGUUGCUGAUAAAAAACAACUCGAAUAGCUGACUUGCAUGCCCGGUUGGCCGAUACGGUUUGUAUAUGUUAUACACAUGAAUGUUGUAACAAUUCAUGAUACUUAAAAUACUAAAUCACUUAUAUCGUUUCGUAUGUAUUUUAAUUAUUGUACAUUCGUAAUUUUUAUAACGUGCUUUUCUUAAAUUGAGCAUUAUUUAAAUAACAGCAUUAUCUUUGUUCACUUAACAUGUAUAUGUUUCGACAAAUUGUAUGUUGACAUUCAAAAUUAUUAAACUUUUUGACCAA